Messenger RNA from Anolis sagrei ordinatus, 1954 nucleotides. RefSeq names its product plasmalemma vesicle associated protein (gene PLVAP). The record is from RefSeq and is a predicted model, not a curated record. NCBI's taxonomy places the organism in Eukaryota, Metazoa, Chordata, Lepidosauria, Squamata, Anolidae. Gene Ontology annotation, biological process: positive regulation of cellular extravasation; regulation of vascular permeability.
GGACACGGCCAAUCCCACCAGAGUGCUGACCGGCAAGGGCUGCGAUGGAUGGCAAGAACCCAUACACCAUGGCCAAGCUGGGCCUGGAUGCCCGAGACCCCCAGGAGAAGACCGAGCGGGACUGCGGCUUCUACGCCAAGUACUUCUUUCUCUUCCUCUCGCUGAUCCAGUUCCUCAUCAUCCUGGGCCUGGUACUCUUCAUGGUCUAUGGCAGCCCCCAGGCCGGCAACGAGAAGCAGAUCCAGGGCCUGAGCAGCCUGCUCCAACGGGCAGAGAGCAAGGCCGAGGCCCUGGGCAAGGAAGUGGCCGACCUCAAGCGCCGGCUCAACGCCAGUCAGACCGAGACCGCUCAGAUCCGGAAACUGGCUACUGGGUUCAACAUCACCCUCCGGAGCUGCAUCAGUGAGAAGACAAAACUGGCCGAGCAGCAGAGAAACUCCAUGAUGUGUAUUCACUUGUGGCACGAAUGCAACUACAACCUGCACAUGAUGAACACGACGUGGCCCACCAAAGUGGCCUUGCUGGAGGACCAGCUGAAGGUGCUGCAGCUCCAGGCCCAACUGGAUCGGAAAAGCGCCGCCACGGAGCGCCAUCGCCUGCAGGCCAUGGUCGACAAGGCUGAGAAGGAUGCCAAGGACUGCCUGGUGGAGAAGCUGAAGGUCCAGACCCGGGAGGAGAAGUACCGGGAGCUGGAGUCCAAAGUGAUGGUCGAGCUGCGGCCGGUCCAGCAGAGCCUGGAGGAGGCUGUGCGCCGGUUCUUGGUCCCGGAACACUUACGGAACUCCUACCAGCGGGUGGACAUCUGCCAGGACCUGUCCAGCAGCCUCCAGAGCCAGAUAGCCACCUUGGCCAGGCAGGUGGAUCAGAAGGUGGCCGAGGUGGUGGCCCAGAACGGGCGGCUGGAGAGCCAGAAGGAGGCCUGCGGGCAUGAGCUCCAGGACAAGGAGCGCCAGGCGGCAGCUCAGCGCCAGCAAGCCGAGCAGGAAAAGCAAGCCCUACACGAGGCCCAUGCUCAGGCUGCCCUGAAGGCCGAGGCUGAGCGCAGCCGGCUGGCCAAGGAGAAGGAGGAGCUCCAAGCGCAGCUGGACUACAGCAAGCAGGCCUGCCUGCGCUCCAGGCUCUCCCCGAUGAACCCAGGCCUUGGUCCUGGGAGGUUUCCUUCCUCUGCCGGCAGCACCAACCCCUUUGCCAGCUUCCCAGGGGGCUCCCCUCCAAACCUCAACCCAGGGGGUGCCCCUAUGGUCCCCAACACCUUUGGCAACCUGCCUCCUUGGGCACGGCCUGGACAGCCCGCUUCUGGGUCCCAGGGAUCACCCAACCUUCCUGAGCGGCCGAGGCUCACGGAACCCAAGAUGUUGUCCCCAGAAGCUGCGGCCAGGAUCCCCAACCAGCCCCCUAUUGGCCACCCCAGCGGCUAAUUGCGCCAGCAACUUGGCAACAGGACUGCUUCAGGAGGGCCCUGCACUAGAAAUCCCACCUAUCCCAAGGCCCUCGAAGGGACAACGGAAGCGCCAAGACUGCCUGUGACACAUCUGCCUCCCUCUGUCGCUAAAGGAAGCCCUCCAGAGGUCAUCUAGUCCAGCCCCUUCUCUCCCGCAAUCCUUGCAAAAGCCAAAGAGGCCUGCCUUUCCUUUGUUUUCAAAUAGGCAUGGCAUAUUCAUAUGUAUAUAUAUUUCUAAAUAGGUAUUCUGCACAUGUUUAGAUACAUAUACUUUUAUAUAUUUAUAUGUAUGUGAGGAUUUGUUGGGAUCAAACAGAACCUCCAGGGUCCAAAGGUUGCUGAUCCCAAAUAGAGAAAUAACGAUAAUAAAGGCUUGCCAUGUAAUUGUGUAUAAUAAGUUCAUGCAAGUUUGGGUUCUAGGGGUGAUGUUAAGGGGACCCCAAAACACCGGUGUUUUUUCCAGUUUGUGAGUCGGGAAUGUGAAAUGUGGAAUAAAGGUGGCAUGAAAACCCA